AUGAGCAAAUGGUACAUAACAUUAUUUUUUUGUGUUUUAAUCGUAUUUGCAUAUAUGAACAAUAAAGCUAUUGCAAAUAGUCCUGCUCCUUUGGAUCAAGGAAGUGACCCAGAAAACCCCCUAUUAUGCAGAGAUCCUGAAGAAAUUAGGAAAGCAGCAGAACUUAUGAACGAAGCUGUGAUACAUUUACAAUAUCAUGCUACAAGUACAGAGAAUUACAUAUUAAUUUCUAAUUAUAAUAAUGGUAGAAGCGUAUAUUUUAAGAAUCAUGGAGGUCAUACAAUAAUUGAAAAAUUAAAUAAUAAAAUCUCUGAUUCCAAUAAGUAUAAUACCAUAAUAAAGGAGAUAUGUGAUUUAAAUCGUAUAAAAAUUGUCGAUGGAAACGCUCUUACAGGAAAAGUUGUUCGUGUAUAUAGUCCAAAUUUAGUAAUGGUACAACAACGUUGCAGAAACCUUUUUGAGUUACCUCAAAAAUAUUUUUAUGCUUUAGCCGAAAAAUUUGAAAUAUCAGAAAACACAACAGUAAUUGUCUGUGCGUCAGCAAAUAUAAACGAUCACAACCGUUCUGAUAAAAAAUUCUAUAAAAACACUAUCUUAGAAAGUGCAAAUUUAUUUAAAACUGAAGUAAAUUCUGAAAUCGACAUUAGAAAUGGUGAAUUAAAAAAAUUGUUUGUUAACUUACUCGGAUUUUUCAUUAAAAAGGAAGAUGAACAUGUUGAUCUUACAUGUGUCAGCUCUAUUUAUGAUAAUGUUUCAAAUGCCAAAAAUCCUUUUACUAAAAUGUGCAAAGCAUAA
Messenger RNA from Plasmodium berghei ANKA, 795 nucleotides. Its product is annotated as fam-a protein. The transcript has 6 exons. NCBI's taxonomy places the organism in Eukaryota, Apicomplexa, Aconoidasida, Haemosporida, Plasmodiidae. Bases 1 to 795 code for a protein of 264 amino acids. The record is from RefSeq and is a predicted model, not a curated record.